GUCCCCCAUGUUUUUACUUGGUUUGGGAACACUUGCUAAUUUGUUGUCAUCGUUAUUUUGCUUUUUGACCAAGCCCAAUGUUGUCGAACCAUGCAUUCAAGAGUUCAACAAUUGGUAUCGCAACUCGGUUUGAUUUUGUGACUUGCUAACGAGGGACAUACAAAUUAAUGAGACUUAAACGUCACAUUAAGUUCGACAACAAGGUUUACUAGUGGAAUCUGUUCAACUCGCAGAAUCAAGAUGAGUGUUAAACCUGAGGACACUGUUAACCAACAAGUCUCUGUUGAACUUGAGGAGGAUUCUGUUAGACCUGAAGACUCAGCCAGUCAGUGUAAUGGAUCUGCAGUCAGCUCCAUGUCAGGUUCUCGACUACGGGCCAAGGCUAUGGCCAAAAGAGCAGCCUUGAAGGCGGAAGCUGAACGUCUUAAGCAGCAGCAGGAGUUGGAACUCGAGCAGUUAAGGUUGCAGCAGAAAAGGAGAGAAUUGGACUUGCAGACUAAAAUUGAAAUUGCUCAAGCUGAAGAGCAGAUCUUCAGUCUCUUUGAUGCGGAAAGGUCUUCUAAAGUGAGUCGUCAUCCAUCGCAUGCUAGUAAGCAGGAAAAGAAAGGUUCCUUACAGGACAGUCUCCAGUUGGAACAGAAAACUCAAGAUGAAACUCUUCUAUAUCCUCUAGAUGACAAGCAGACAUCCUUUCAGGGAUCUUAUGGAGUGUUGCCUGCCCAAAAUCAGCAGUUGUUGGAAGCAAUCAGCCUGCAAAAUGUAGAACUCAUGAAAUUUGAUGGAAGUCCUCUACACUACCAUGAAUUUAUCACAUCAUUUGACAGUCUGGUAGGAAGGACGUCCCUGGAUGACAGCUCCAAGCUUCUGAAGUUAUUCAGUUGUUGCCAAGGUGAAACAAGAUCCAUUAUUCAGUCGUGUAUGGUCAUGGACUCUGCAGUAGCCUACAAGAAAGCCAGAAGCAUCCUGGAAGAACGAUAUGGCAACAAGUUCAAGAUAGGAGAUGCUUGGACAAAGAAAGUCAUUAAUGGGCCAACAUUGCAGCCAAGUGACAAGAAAGGACUGCAGAAGUUCGCAGAUGAGCUGCAGGUUUGCUGCGAGACUCUACAGGCGGUGGACAUGGUUGCAGAGAUAAGUUCGCAACAACACCUUGUAAAGAUUGUAGAGAGACUGCCUUACUAUCUGAGAGCCAGGUGGCUCAAGGUCGUCAAAGAUGUCCGUCACCAAGGUAGAUCUCCCAAGUUGAAAGAUGUGGUACGCUUUGUGACUGACGCAGCCUGUGAAAUCAAUGAUCCAGUCUAUGGAGAGCUGUUUGGAGACAAGAAGAAGCAGUCUCAAGGAUCAAAACAGUCACUUUGGAAAAGAUCAUCUCAAGCAGCUGGGGUCAACUUUGCUGGAUCAGAGAAGAAGAAGGAAGUGGACUGUGCUCUUUGUGACAAGGAACAUGGCAUCUUUUCUUGCAACCUGUUUAAGGACAUGAAACCUGAAGAACGUCUGCAAAUGGCGAAGGAUAAGCAUUUAUGCUUUAAUUGUCUCAAGCCAGGACACAGUUCAAGUAAAUGUUUCCUAAAUAGAACCUGCUCUGUGAAAGGAUGUAAUAGGAAACAUAGUAGGUUUCUGCAUCUUAAGAGGAAGGACGAUUCACAGAGGACAGAUGUUUUGAAGGAUACAAGACAGCAGUCAUCCAGUUCCAGUGAGACUGAUGGGACCACAGCAUCAUCAUCUCAGAAUGGGUUCGUCGAGACUGCUAACAGCACCUUUGGUAAUGCCACGGGGGCCGGUAAAAGAUGUGUCCUGCCCAUUGUGCCUGUUCGAGUCCAAACAGCAUCUGGUGGUAAAGCAUUGAGAACAUUUGCUUUGUUGGAUACAGGAUCCACGAACUCCUUCUGUACCAAGAGCCUGGCGGAGAAGUUGAAUGCCAAAGGUCAGACACAGAGGCUAUCGUUGACCACCAUCGACAAUGAACAGACAUUGGAAACCAAGGUAGUGGAUCUGGUGGUUGACACUGGCCCAAUGUCUGAAGCAGUUAGGAUAGAAAAUGUAUUCACUAAGGAGAGGAUAAACAUCAGGAGUGAUCACAUGGCAUCAGUAGGAGAGAUUUCUGGUUGGCCUCAUCUACAAGAUAUUAAUUUGCCAAUUGCAAGAGGGCAAGAGAUCGGUCUGUUGAUUGGUCAAGAUGCACCUGAGGCCCUCAUUCCUCUGGAGGUGAGAAAGGCAGAGACUGGACCAUAUGCUGUACGUACAAUUCUUGGAUGGUCCUUACAUGGUCCGAUAUCUGGAGAGGCUAAUCAGGGACAUGUCAAGGCUUCAAGCAGCUUUAUUAAUGGGGAUUGUCAUCUGGAGACGCAGCUUGAAAGAUUUUGGAAGUUGGAAGCAGAAACCGCUGAUGAAAGAGGCCUGUCGGUGAAUGACAGAAAGGUAACUGAGAUAUGGGCAAAAGGAAAGGCCAUGGAAGAUGGACAUUAUCAGCUGCCCAUACCAUUUAAACAGCGACCACCAGAGCUUCCAAAUAACAGAUGGGUAGCAGAGCAGAGACUGGUGAGCCUUAGCAGAAAACUGAGCAAGGAUGACAGAUUGCGCUCAAAAUACACAGAAGGCAUGAAUGAUCUGUUACAGAAGGGCUUCUGUGAAAAGGUGCCUAAAGAAGAUUCCUUCCACGAUGAUAAGGCACAAUGGUACCUUCCCCACCACCCAGUCCUGCAUGCCAUGAAGCCGGAUAAGGUGCGAAUCGUUUUCGACUGUGCCUCAAAGUGUAAUGGGACUGCUUUGAACGAUGUAGUCUACCAAGGUCCAGACUUAACAAAUAAACUCAUUGGAGUUCUUCUCAGAUUCAGACAAGCACCAGUGGCAAUAAUGGCUGAUAUAGAGGCCAUGUUUCAUCAGGUGAGGGUUCCAGAAGCAGAUAGAGAUGUGCUUAAGUUCCUGUGGUGGCCUUCAGGAGAUAUGACAGCUCAACCAGAGGUCUAUAGAAUGUGUGUCCACUUGUUUGGGGGGACAUGGAGUCCCAGCUGCUGCACUUAUGCCCUUCGCCUGACAGCUGCAGAUCAUCGGGCAGAGUAUGAUGAGGAAGUUGUCAAGAUGGUACAACACAAUUUCUACGUGGACGAUUGUCUGGUGUCCGUGGAUGAUGUACAGAGAGCUGUAAAGAUUGUUGCUGAGCUGAGAAGUUUGCUCUUGGAAGGUGGGUUCAGACUCACCAAAUGGCUAAGUAAUCAUCCUGAUGUGCUGGAAUCAAUCCCAGAAACAGAGAGAGCAAAGCAGGCAAAGGGAUUAGAUUUAAACCAUGAUGCACUACCAGUAGACAGGGCUCUCGGACUGAGUUGGGACAUUGAAACUGACUGCUUCGUGUACAAGGCUGUACCGAAGAAGAAGCCACCUACAAGGAGAGGUUUGCUGAGUGUGGUUUCGUCCAUUUACGAUCCUCUGGGGUUCAUCAGUCCUUACAUCCUGAAAGCAAAGAGCAUUUUGCAAGAGUUAUGCAGAUUGAAGUUAAAAUGGGAUGAACCAGUACCUGACCGUGAAGGACAAGAAUGGGAAGACUGGCUGAAGGAUCUGCCAGAGAUGUCAAACAUGUCAAUAAAUAGAUGUAUCAAGCCACAUGACUUCGGGGCUGUGAAGGACUACCAGUUACACCAUUUUUCUGAUGCAUCAGAGAAGGCCUACGGAGCAGUGAGUUACUUAGUGAUGGUAAACACAGAAGGGACAGUGAAUUGUAGUCUGAUAUUGGCCAAGUCUAGACUCACACCUUUAAAGAAAGUAACAGUGCCGAGGCUUGAACUAAUGGCAGCAACUCUAGCAACAAAACUUGAUGGAGUUCUGAGACAGGAGCUAGAUGUCAACAUCUCAAAGUCGACGUUCUGGACUGACAGUACCAUUGUCUUGAGAUAUAUCAAGAACGAGGACAGGAGGUUCAAAACAUUUGUUGCUAAUAGAGUUGCAGCAAUCAGAGAUAAGUCAGACCCAAACCAGUGGCGUCAUGUGAGGACAAGUCUGAAUCCUGCCGACGAAGCCUCUAGGGGUAUGACUGCCAAUGAGAUGAAGGAAAACAAAAGAUGGCUACAUGGACCUGACUUCCUCUAUCAUGAUGAGAGUACAUGGCCUGAAGAUGUGACAGAUGUCAAACUAGGAAAUGACAGUGAUCUUGAGGUCAAAAGUGACGGGAAGUCAUUCAUGGUGGAGACAACUGAGACUGACCAUACUUUGGAAUUUCUGAGCCACUACUCCACUUGGUACAGGUUAAAGAGAGCAGUAUGCUGGAUUCGGAGGUUCUUUGUAUGGCUCAAACAUAAAUCUGAUCCACCAGAGACUUUGAAAGCUAGACUGACACUAGAUGAAAUGAGAGAAGCAGAGAAGAAAAUUCUUUCAUAUGAGCAAAAGAGAGCAUUUCCAGAGGAAAUAAAUGCCUUGAACACAGCACAGUCAGACGAUGGUGGAGCUAAUCAGAAGUGGAAGACAGUAAAGAAAAACAGUAAGAUCUACAAGCUGGAUCCUAAGAUGGAUGAUGGCCUCCUUCGAGUGGGUGGCAGAUUGAGUAGGUCUUCUCUACCACAUGAAGCUAAGCACCCAGUGAUACUGCCUAAAGACAGUCACGUGACUAUGCUUGUUCUGAGGAAAAUCCAUGAAGUAUCUGGUCACAGUGGCAGAAAUCACAUGAUAUCAAUCCUUCAUCAGAAGUACUGGAUAACAGGAGCCAGCUCAUUGAUUAGAAGUAUGGUGGGCAAAUGUGUCAUGUGUAAAAGGCAGAGAGGAAAGGUAAUGGAACAGCAGAUGUCCGAUUUACCUGAAGACAGAAUCAGACCAGAUGAGCCCCCCUUUACUAGAGUUGGUGUGGACUAUUUCGGACCUAUAGAUGUGAAAAGGGGACGCUGCAUGGAGAAACGGUAUGGAGUAGUAUUCACAUGUCUGGCGAUACGUGCUAUUCAUAUAGAGAUGGCACAUUCCUUAGACACUGACUCAUGUAUAAAUGCCAUCAGACGAUUUAUGGCAAGGAGAGGAAAUGUUAAAGAGAUCAGAUCUGACAAUGGUACCAAUUUAGUCGGAGCUGAGAAGGAGCUAAGAAUGGAAAUCAGAAAAUGGAACCAGUCACAACUCCAUGAUGAGCUCCUCCAGAAGGAAGUAAAGUGGACCUUUAACCCCCCAGGUGCCUCGCAUCAUGGAGGAGUGUGGGAGAGAAUGAUCAAGACUGUCAGAAAGGUGCUAUUUUCUCUCACUACACAGCAGAUACUGACUGAUGAAGGCCUGCAAACACUUUUCUGUGAGAUAGAGAGUAUCAUAAAUAGCAGGCCAAUCACCAUGGUAACAAAUGAUGUCAAUGAUGUGGAAGCGUUAACUCCAAAUCAUGUGCUUCUACUGAACACUAAACCACAGCUACCUCCUUCCAUCACUGUCAAUACGGAUGUAUAUGCAAGGAGAAGAUGGCGGCAAGUGCAGUACCUGUCGGAUGUAUUCUGGUCUAGAUGGGUAAAAGAAUACUUACCUCAACUGCAAGCCAGGCAGAGAUGGGUUUCUCCGAGACGCAACAUCCAGGUUGGCGACGUUGUCCUUUUGGUUGACCAAAAUGCACCGAGAAACUCCUGGCUACUGGGACGAGUGCUACAGACGAGGCCUGAUAGGAAGGGUCUCAUCCGUCAAUGUGAGGUCAAAACCAAGAUGGGUGUGCGGCUGAGACCUGUUAGCAAGUUAUGCCUAAUUUUGGAAGGGGAUCUGUGAAAAUUUGUGGAAUUGAAUCUAUAUCACAACAGCUAGGAAAUAUGAAAUAUGUUGUGAUGAGGUGCAAGCCAAGCGCUGCCUCUUAUAUAUUUGAAAUUAAUAAUUUUGGAGCAUUUGCUAUUUGAGCCAACGAGAUAUUUGGAGCAAUCGGUAUUAGUGGAUCAACCCAGAUGAAGAAGCAUAGUUUAUCUGUGAUAUUGAACAAUUUUCUUUUUCUUUUGAGCAAUUUAUCCAGCCAAGACUGUUUGAAAAGAAGAAUUUGAGAGAAUUUAUAAUAUUUCAAUCAUUUCGCUCAGAGAACUCUACAACAGAGAAGUGACUGUUUUGGAGAAAUUUGCAGAAGAAUUUAUUCAGAGAGAGAAUUCCAGAGUCAGAAUGAACUUUAACCUGAACUCUAAAAUGUUAUUAAACUCUUACAAUCUGUGAGCUUCAAGUUUGACCCACUGCUGAACAUUGAACUCAGAACUUUUCCCUCCCUCUUUAAAGAAACAGUGAACAAUUAUUCAUACAUGUUGUAAAUGUGGACUUUCUGAUUUAUAUGUGAAAGAUUUACUCAGUAUGAUUACACAAGAAACAGGUGCAUGUUAUUGCAAAUUUGUGACUGAAAAUUCCUUUAUACAAUAAUGUGUUUGUUGUAAGGAAAGCUGAAUUCAGGAAGCAUUCAGGUGUCAAAUAUACAAUGUUUGUUUAAGAGGUGAAUUUAUAGUUUGACAAAUGUGAUUUUGUGAUAGAAUUAAAAGACUAUAAUAAAAGGUUUUUCUAAAACAUAAUUAGAGGAGGUAAAACUUUACAAGCAGCAGAAUUGUCUCAUAUCUAGUCCAGUUUGAGAAAUUGGACUCCUUUGCAUCAUAUCAAGCCACUUUGGUUAGUUUUAUGAAUGAUGUUUGCAUUUUUCGUAGUAAUUUGUACAAACUGAACGUUGUGUUAAUUUGUAUAUAUUUAAAAGGAGUAUUUGCCUUGUAUUACAGAGAAGAUUAUUGCAGUAUAACAUUUCACUCAAAGUUUGAAAGGAUGCAUUAUUGUUUAUUUCAGGUUCAAGAUGAAGAAUGAACCAAAUUAUGAUUUGAUAUAUAUAUUUUUGUA
Lytechinus pictus (painted urchin) is the source of this 6789-nucleotide messenger RNA. RefSeq lists its product as uncharacterized. Gene Ontology annotation, molecular function: nucleic acid binding; zinc ion binding. Bases 241 to 5706 code for a protein of 1821 amino acids. The transcript has 2 exons. NCBI's taxonomy places the organism in Eukaryota, Metazoa, Echinodermata, Echinoidea, Temnopleuroida, Toxopneustidae. Gene Ontology annotation, biological process: DNA integration. The record is from RefSeq and is a predicted model, not a curated record.